Messenger RNA from Fusarium oxysporum Fo47, 495 nucleotides. RefSeq lists its product as uncharacterized. The record is from RefSeq and is a predicted model, not a curated record. Lineage: Eukaryota; Fungi; Ascomycota; Sordariomycetes; Hypocreales; Nectriaceae. The transcript is spliced from 2 exons. Bases 1 to 495 code for a protein of 164 amino acids.
AUGAUGGAAUUGGAACGGACUGUGGACACUCUGUCACGAGAGCUUCCCGAAGCACUUCUCCAACUACGAAGCGACAACCUGAGAGAGUCUCUUACAAAGAUAGAGACUAUGUACGACGCGAUUACAGACCUCAUGGAAACGGCUGUCACUUUACCUGAGGAUAUCUCGGAUGUAGAACGAGAUAAAAAGUUAAAGGCCAUUCAAACUCGCUCCGAAGAUCGCCUUAGGAUGUGCUCUAACGAGAUACCCGGUAUUCGUGACCGCAUCAACGAUUUUCUUGCAGAGGAUGGGCCAAGGUCGUUUCUCCGUCAGGCUGUACAGAAGGCAUUCGACAAAUCUGAUGAUUUUGUUAGCUAUUACCAAAAGAGCAAGACCUCGAUGCUGAGCUACUGGGUUGAUGUAGUCAAGCGAAUUUCUCUGCUGCAAAUGGCUUAUGGUGCUCCGAACGUGGAUUUUUUCCGAAGGCACACUCACAGUCCGACGCCAAAAGGAUAA